AUGGCAGACUCGGCUGCACCAAUUUCCUAUACCUCAAAUCCCUUCUUACUGUUCGUCAAAGACCUUGGGCUAUUCGUAGCCAACAUCUUCACAAGCGGAGGCAUACUGAGCAUUGUCCGUCCCUUGGCUCCAACACCCUCUGGGAGUCUGGAUGAACUGUAUCCAUCACGGCAAAAUAUCUGGGCAAUCCUGCUGCACGCAUUCCUAGUAGUGGUCCAGCUUGUUUUUCUUGUCUCUCUGGCACCAUUCGCGAUCGGUAUUCCGCUUCCAAUAUUGUACUUUCUUUAUGUCGUGGGCUUCGUCGUUGGAAAUCAAUAUUUCACCAUACUGUUGAAUGGUAGAAGGAAGAAAGGUCUGUUCAAGUCCAAUGACAGAUAUACCGAAGGCAGAAAAUUGGACGAGCAUGAGAGAUGGAUCUUCAUCAACGGAGUUGCAGUGGGUAACCAUUGGCUGCAAACAAAUCUCGAUAAGCUGGCCUUGACCUUCAGGCGACCUAUUUAUGGUAUUCACAACCAGACUCGUGGUAUCAUCUUUGAUGUCAUCGAGUCCAUCAUUCAACGUGACUUUGGCUAUGCAACGCUAGAUAUUCGCCAAGCGUAUUCCGCCAUGAUCGAAAUCCUGAGCGAUAAGGAUAUUCACAAAGUGGUCGCCAUCCUGCAUAGCCAAGGAGCCAUCGAGGGUGGUCUCGUGCUGGAUUGGUUGUACGCUACUGUUUCGCCUGAUCAGUUGGCUAAGCUCGAAAUCUACACGUUUGGGAAUGCGGCGAACCACUGGAAUGCACCUUCUUCGAAAGUCACCACCAACGGAGCUGAAUCCAUUGGUGAUACAGACGAAUCCAUGGGCUCAUCAUCACGAAGAGAAGUCGAACAGCAACGGACCCCGGGAUCGGUGAGAGAAAACGCCACUAGGACAGUAAGACAUAUUGAGCACUACGCAAACCUCCAUGACUAUGUCGCUAGGGGCGGGAUCCUCCAUUUUCGCCCGGACCCUGCUCAACCACCUGGAGCAUCAGUGGAAAACCAAGUCGACCCAAACCGUUUUGUCGGACGAUUGUUCAAGCGCAAUGCCAGUGGACAUUUGAUGAAUCAGCAUUAUUUGAACAAUUUCUUUCCUGUUGACACAACUGAUCCAGCUACCGGCAAGGUUGUCGAGAACAAUGACUACAUGGACUCAUUGGUCGAUAUGAAUGUUUUUGAGCGAUGGGACACUGUCCAGGUCCCCGCUUCUGAGCAAGAAAGUACAAAUGGUACGAAAAUCAAAACCUUCAGUCGGUUAUGGAAGUAUCGAAAUGGAGGAAGGCCAGAUGAUUCUAAUGCCGAUCAGGAGUGA
Exophiala bonariae is the source of this 1329-nucleotide messenger RNA. RefSeq lists its product as uncharacterized. The record is from RefSeq and is a predicted model, not a curated record. NCBI's taxonomy places the organism in Eukaryota, Fungi, Ascomycota, Eurotiomycetes, Chaetothyriales, Herpotrichiellaceae. Bases 1 to 1329 code for a protein of 442 amino acids. The transcript has 3 exons.